Adineta ricciae is the source of this 459-nucleotide messenger RNA. The record is from the annotation of a GenBank genome assembly. Lineage: Eukaryota; Metazoa; Rotifera; Eurotatoria; Adinetida; Adinetidae.
AUGUCGUCAGAAAGUACAAUCAACGAAUCAGACCAAACUUUGCAACCGCCAUUUAAAAUGCCUCGAGCACCACCUCAUGUUUAUUCCUGUUUUGUCGUUAAUCGUACGCAACAUCCUGUAGAAUGUAUGGUUCACUAUGAUGGUCGUCCAGGUGAAGACAAAUUCAAUGAAGAUGUUCAUGUCACUAUUCCAGCGAAUGAUGAAAAAUUUUUUCCUCGUCGUUUAUUUCAACCAGAUUUACCUGAUUCGUAUUGCAAAUGGGUCAAGAUUGUGACACAUAUUAAAGUGAAGAAGCACAAUGGUAAAGUGCUUGAAGUCGAUUAUCCAUUUGAUCAUGUUCAUUGUCCAGUUCGUAAUUGGGAAUUUCAUGUUUGUGACGAUGGCGAUAUUUUAUCGAAACCACCGAGUCGUCCUGUAAACUUAUUAAAAUAUGAAGGACUUGAUGAAUACGAACGAUAA